UACUGUACAGGGCUGCUUACACACACACAUACACACACAAAAAUACAAUCUAACCUGAAGCAAUAUGUUCAGUAAAAGGUUAAUUUUCCAUUACAGGAAGUUCGGGAUAGGUAAUUCUCGCUCUCUCAGUGUAACAAGGGGGAGUAUACAGCUCUAGCACAGUAUAAAGGCAGUAGCUAGAGCAGUGAAAGGAGACAAGGUAUUAUAAAACUUGAGUAAAUUUAACAUGUUGCAGAGAGCAUUACCCAAAGAAAUGGAAGAGAAGAUUCUAAAGGCAAAAGAUAUGAAACCAGAAGACAUGCUGUUUACAUACAAGGGAGUCCUGUAUCCUUCAAUCAUGUGUAAACCAGAGAACUUCAAGGCAAUGGAGAAAUUUGAAGCCAGGGGGGAUGACAUAUUGCUGGUAGCUUAUCCAAAAUGUGGGUUUAAUUGGAUGAUUCAUGUCCUAAAGAAAAUUUCUGAUGCUGCUGAUGUCAAGAGAGGUGAUACAGCCCACGUUACUUUACUGGAGUUUGCAGACCCAGAAAAAUUGCAGGAUUUGUCCAAAUUGCCCUCUCAAAGAAUCAUUGGAACUCAUGUGCAUCCAAAAGAUAUCCCAGCGUCAUUCUUUGAGAAGAAGACUAAGGUUCUUGUGAUUUUCCGCAACCCUAAAGACACGGCUGUCUCGUACUUCCAUUUUUACAACAAAAACCCUGUUCUGCCGACGUUUGACUCCUGGGACAAGUUCUUCUCACAGUACAUGAGUGGAGAAGUUAUGCUGGGCUCCUAUUUUGAUCAUGCAGUUGCUUGGGAGAAGUACAUUGACAGUGAUACUGUAAAGAUUAUAACUUUUGAAGACAUGAUAGAAAACUUGGCUGAAGGAAUACAGCAGAUUGCCAAAUUCUUCAGUCUCACACUGAGUGAUGAACAGGUCCAGGCUAUUGCUCAAGAAAGUACUUUUGAAGCCAUGAAGAACAAAUCAAAAGAAACACAUGGUCAAUUGGGCAAUGUUAUAUUCAGGAAAGGGGGUGUUGGAGACUGGAAGAACCAUUUCAGUGACGAGCAGAGCAAGGAGGUGGAUGCAAAAUUUGAGCAAUGCCUCGCAGGAACUAAGCUUGGGGCAAAGUUGAAGUAUGAAGUGCACUGCAAAUAAUGAAGUAUGCUGUAGCAACGUGUGAACUACAUCAUCAUAGCUAGUUACAAGAAAUGACAAUUGAUUCAGUGGAUAAAUUAAGAUUUUACACUGACUAACCUGCAAUAAGAGAAAUUCUACAUGUUUGUAACCAUAACAUAUAAAUGAUGCAAUACUAUAAUUAAAAUAAUAAAAAUAAGA
Polyodon spathula (Mississippi paddlefish) is the source of this 1312-nucleotide messenger RNA. RefSeq names its product sulfotransferase 6B1-like. Gene Ontology annotation, biological process: sulfation. NCBI's taxonomy places the organism in Eukaryota, Metazoa, Chordata, Actinopteri, Acipenseriformes, Polyodontidae. The transcript is spliced from 7 exons. Bases 227 to 1132 code for a protein of 301 amino acids. Gene Ontology annotation, cellular component: cytoplasm. Gene Ontology annotation, molecular function: sulfotransferase activity. The record is from RefSeq and is a predicted model, not a curated record.